ACUACUACAUCUACAACUACAAUGCAACCGACUACAACUACUACACCUACAACUACAACGCAACCGACUACAACUACUACAUCUACAACUACAAUGCAACCGACUACAACUACUACACCUACAACUACAAUGCAAACGACUACAACGCAACCGACUACAACUACUACACCUACAACUACAACGCAACCAACUACAACUACUACAUCUACAACUACAAUGCAAACGACUACAACGCAACCAACUACAACUACUACAUCUACAACUACAAUGCAACCGACUACAACUACUACACCUACAACUACAACGCAACCAACUACAACUACUACAUCUACAACUACAAUGCAAACGACUACAACGCAACCAACUACAACUACUACAUCUACAACUACAGUGCAACCGACUACAACUACUACAUCUACAACUACAAUUACACCUACAACUACAAUGCAACCGACUACAACUACUACACCUACAACUACAAUGCAACCGACUACAACUACUACACCUACAACUACAAUGCAAACGACUACAACGCAACCAACUACAACUACUACAUCUACAACUACAAUGGAAACGACUACGACGCAACCGACAACAACUACUACACCUACAACUACAAUGGAAACGACUACAACGCAACCAUCUACAACUACUACAUUUACAACUACAAUGCAACCGACUACAACUACUACACCUGCAAUGCAACCGACUACAACUACUACACCUACAACUACAAUGCAAACGACUACAACGCAACCAUCUACAACUACUACAUUUACAACUACAAUGCAACCGACUACAACUACUACACCUACAACUACAAUGCAAACGACUACAACGCAACCAACUACAACUACUUCAUCUACAACUACAGUGCAACCGACUACAACUACUAUACCUACUACUACAAUGCAAACGACUACAACUACUACAUCUACAACUACAAUGCAACCGACUACAACUACUACACCUACAACUACAAUGCAAACGACCACAACGCAACCGACUACAACUACUACACCUACACCUACAACUACAAUGCAAACGACUACAACGCAACCGACUACAACUACUACAGCUACAACUACAGUGCAACCGACUACAACUACUACACCUAUAACUACAAUACAAACGACCACAACGCAACCGACUACAACUACUACACCUACAACUACAACGCAACCGACUACAACUACUACAUCUACAACUACAAUGGAAACGACCACAACGCAACCGACUACAACUACUACACCUACAACUACAAUGCAACCGACUACAACGCAACCGACUACAACUACUACAUCUACAACUACAAUGCAAACGACUACAACUACUUCACCUACUACUACACUGGAAACGACUACAACUACUACAUCUACAACUACAAUGGAAACGACCACAACGCAACCGACUACAACUACUACACCUACAACUACAAUGCAACCGACUACAACUACUACACCUACAACUACACUGCAACCGACUACAACUAGUACACCUACUACUACACAGCAAACGACUACAACUACUUCACCUACUACUACACUGGAAACGACUACAACUACUACAUCUACAACUACAAUGGAAACGACCACAACGCAACCGACUACAACUACUUCACCUACUACUACACAGCAAACGACUACAACUACAAUGCAAACGACUACAACUACUACAUCUACAACUACAACGCAACCAACUACAACUACUACACCUACAACUACACUGCAACCGACUACAACUAGUACACCUACAACUACACUGCAACCGACUACAACUAGUACACCUACAACUACACUGCAACCGACUACAACUAGUACACCUACAACUACACUGCAACCGACUACAACUACUACACCUACAACUACACUGCAACCGACUACAACUAGUACACCUACAACUACACUGCAACCGACUACAACUACUACACCUACAACUACAAUGCAACCGACUACAACUACUACACCUACAACUACAAUGCAACCGACUACAACUACUACACCUACAACUACACUGCAACCGACUACAACUACUACACCUACAACUACAAUGCAACCGACUACAACUACUACACCUACAACUACAAUGCAACCGACUACAACUUCUACACCUACAACUACA
Haliotis rufescens (red abalone) is the source of this 2121-nucleotide messenger RNA. RefSeq names its product mucin-2-like. The record is from RefSeq and is a predicted model, not a curated record. The transcript is spliced from 2 exons. NCBI's taxonomy places the organism in Eukaryota, Metazoa, Mollusca, Gastropoda, Lepetellida, Haliotidae. The annotation marks the transcript as partial.